Messenger RNA from Fusarium mangiferae, 885 nucleotides. RefSeq lists its product as uncharacterized. Lineage: Eukaryota; Fungi; Ascomycota; Sordariomycetes; Hypocreales; Nectriaceae. The coding region runs from base 1 to 885 and encodes 294 amino acids. The transcript has a single exon. The record is from RefSeq and is a predicted model, not a curated record.
AUGUCAACAACAGGUUACGUCCCUCCGCCCGACCAAACGGCCAGUCAACAUGAAGGAACAUCUUCCUUGGCUAUCAAUAAUACAUUCCCUCGUCGCUUCAUGACACUCGUUGGCCUGAAAACAUCCGCGCGCUUCUAUAAACAUGACGGACCAUGCAUACCCAUUUCUAAAUCUCUCAUCGUUAAGAAGGGGCCAUUCGUUCAUCUCACCGAAGCAGCUACCAUGCAGUUCGUUGCAGCCAAUACAUCUAUUCCUGUCCCAACUGUUCACUGCUCGUUCGUGCACAAGAAACGAGCACAUAUAGUCAUGCAGCGGAUUUGCGGAACUUCUCUUGCAGAAGCCUGGAAAACUCUUUCUGAGGCUGAUCUGGCGAGUAUCUUCGCUCAACUUCGGCGCAUGCUAGAGGAAAUACGGGCUCUUGUGCCACCAAAUGGCGUAGGAGUUGAGAGCUGUACAGGGGGCUCCUUACGCGACUCCCGGAUACCACGUUCAAGACCCCGAUUUGGGCCCUUCAAGUCGAUCCAGCAUUUCCAUCGAUGGUUACGGGAAGACCUCGAACCGGACAGUCAGCCAGAUCAUAUUGACAACCAGGAUUGGAAGGACAUAAAAGAAAUGGCCACCAAACAGAACGGUCCGUGGCCACCACCGGUGUUUACUCAUGGAGAUCUGAACCCAUUCAACAUAUUAGUGAGGGGUGAUCAAGUUGUUGGUAUCAUCGAUUGGGAGUUUGCCGGGUGGUAUCCAUAUUACUGGGAGUAUACUUCUGCAUGGUAUGGAAAUCGCAUUCGACAGGGCUGGCAAGAGUCGCUUACCAAGUUCAUGGAUUCAUAUCCUGCGGAGCUGGAGAUGGAGAAGACAAGGCAAAGAUGGUGGGGCGAUUUUUAA